AUGGACGACUCUCCACGAUCAACGAAACGAAGAAAGCUCGAUGCCCCCAAGCCCACCGAGUCGACCGCAUUGAGAAAGCCAUCGACAAGGAAACCUACUGGCAGGCUGGCCAAGCCACCUCUCAGCAAUCCAGACGGUGGCAAAUCAUCAAAGGUUGAUAAGAAACCUGUCAGGGCAGCCAAAGGGAGGACGUUAAAGAGCGCAACAAAUGGCACAGCUGCGAAGCCGGCGACAACGAAAAACGUGGACGUUUACGACGAUUUUGAAGGCGCAUUCGAUAUAGAAGUACCAUCCAAAGCGAACCGUCAACCACCACAGGCAGCGCCACAGGGAAAUGUGGCAAGCGCUGCGCAUGUUCCAGACAAAUCACAGCCAGCCACUGCACCCAAACGUAGGAGGGGUCGACCUACCAACGCAGAGGUGGCAGCCCGGAACGCUGCGAAUGGAGAUACAAUCAAUGUUGUUCCUUUGGCGACACGCCCGGCGGCUGCAAAACCUAGCGCAAAGACUGCGCGCAAGCCAGCAGUCCCUCGAGCAAAAGCCCCCAGGAAGAAGAAGGAACCAAGCCCUAUUCCCGAAGAAGAAGAAGAAGAGGGUGAAGAGGACGAGCUGCAGGACUUCAACAAGGCUAUCACGCCUCCGAAGCCGCCUCUUGCUCGAAAGGCGGCGACGAGUACACGAAAGAAGGCGGUACCAAAGACGUCUGGUGUAGACGAAAUCACUGCUCCAGCAACAGCUCCUAGACGGCGCAAACUUACAACUAAAGCGACCAGUACAGAAGCGAGCGAGGGAGAUUUUGUAGGCACCUCCCUGACAAGAAACAAACGACUACCUGCGAGCACAACACGGCGCCUGAACCACACCGAUCACAUCGCAAACAAUGGCGAAGAGCGAUGGUCAGAUGUCGAAGGGCAGGCUGAUGCACACAAUGAUGACGACGAUUUGGAUGUGGAUGGCAACAGUGCCUUGGGUAGUGUUUUGGACCCUACCGAACCCAGUCCGUUCAAUAAGCCAACUUCGGCGCAAAAGACAGGUUCUGCUCUACCUCUCAUAUACAGUAACCUCGCGCCAGGUCACGAGUUAGAUUUGAUCAAGACCAUUGUUAUGGAACGAAUCACAGGCAAGCGCCCCUCACCUUUGAUUGGCUUGGACGAAGAAUACAAAUCGGUACACCAAGUUGUCGAACACACAGUCACUGCUGGCGAGGGUAACUCUAUGCUCAUCAUUGGCGCUCGGGGUAGUGGGAAGACGGCGCUGGUAAACAAGGUGCUGUCCGAAGUUUCCAAAGACAAUGGCGGACACUAUCAUGUUGUUCGACUAAACGGAUUUGUACACACCGAUGACAAGAUUGCGCUCCGAGAAAUAUGGCGCCAGCUGGGCAAGGAGAUGGAUAUCGAAGAAGAUGGCAGUGGGCCUGGUAAGAACUACGCUGACACACUAGCCACCCUGCUCGCUCUGCUCUCACAUCCGUCGGAACAGACAGGUGAAGAUUCAGAUCAAGUAGCCAAAGCAGUCAUCUUCAUCAUGGACGAGUUUGACCUCUUUGCCCAUCACCCUCGUCAGACACUGCUGUACAAUCUCUUUGACAUCGCACAAUCGCGGAAAGCUCCCAUCGCCGUUUUGGGGCUGACAACGCGCAUCGACGUAACUAAUACACUGGAGAAGCGCGUCAAGAGUCGAUUCAGCCAUCGAUAUGUGCAUCUCAAGCUAGCGACGUCAUUUACUGCUUUCCAGACCAUGUGCAAAGCUUGCUUGACAUUGGAGCCCGAACAAUUGAGCGUCAAGGAGCGAGGAAUUCUGGGAGGCGGAGCCAAGGGCACACCAAGUAAAGGACAAAAAGGCGAUGCAAAGCAAGACAUGGUCAGCGAAUGGAAUGCCAACAUCUCCAAACUCUUCUCAACCCCCUCCUUCCUAACCCAACAUCUCGCACCUUCCUUUUACCUUACAAAAUCAGUCCCUCAAGUCCUAACGUCCUUCCUUCUACCCACCGCAACACUCAACCCGGAAACCCCCUUCCAGCCCGGCUAUCUACUCAGCGCUCCAGACUCAAAGCUAUCUCUCGUGCCCUCCCUGUCAACACUCGCACUCUCUCUGCUUAUCGCUGCGGCCCGACUAGACAUUAUUCAUGACUCGGACACGUGCAAUUUCAACAUGGCGUACGAUGAAUAUGUUACUCUGGCUUCGCGAGCGCGUAUUCAAUCAGCAGCGGGCGGACUUAGUAGCAGUAGCGGGGCGAGCAAAGUAUGGGGUAAAGAUGUAGCGAGGCGCGAGUGGGAGGGCCUGGUGGAGCUGGGCUUGUGUAUGCCGGUUGUUCAGGGUCAGGUGGGCUCUUUUGGUAUGGUGAGAUGCGAUGUUGCGCUUGAGGAGGUGGGCGAGGUGCUCAAGGGGAUUAGGGGUGGAGAUAAGGGGCUGGAGAGGUGGUGUCGCAGUAUUUGA
This is a messenger RNA of Bipolaris sorokiniana ND90Pr, 2436 nucleotides long. RefSeq lists its product as uncharacterized. The coding region runs from base 1 to 2436 and encodes 811 amino acids. The transcript has 2 exons. Gene Ontology annotation, biological process: DNA replication initiation; DNA replication. Lineage: Eukaryota; Fungi; Ascomycota; Dothideomycetes; Pleosporales; Pleosporaceae. Gene Ontology annotation, cellular component: nucleus; nuclear origin of replication recognition complex. Gene Ontology annotation, molecular function: ATP hydrolysis activity; DNA replication origin binding. The record is from RefSeq and is a predicted model, not a curated record.